Epithele typhae is the source of this 615-nucleotide messenger RNA. Its product is annotated as TPR-like protein. The transcript has 8 exons. The coding region runs from base 1 to 615 and encodes 204 amino acids. Gene Ontology annotation, molecular function: protein binding. NCBI's taxonomy places the organism in Eukaryota, Fungi, Basidiomycota, Agaricomycetes, Polyporales, Epitheliaceae. The record is from RefSeq and is a predicted model, not a curated record.
AUGGACGCUGGACCAUCCUCUGUUCCCGCUGUCAGCCCCGACUCUGAAAGCAUCACCUCAAAAUUCAACAAGGCGAAGGACCUGAAAGCGGCUGGAGAUGAGGCAUUCAAGGCGCAAAACUGGCAGGGGACUCUUCUAAAGUACCACGAGGCUCUGCUCUACUUGAAGGGUCUCGACAAGAAUGCGACGCAGAAGGCGCUCGGUGCCCCAGUCCCGCCCCCGCCACCUGUGGAUGCUGCGGCUUCACAGGACGAAAAGGUGCUCACUGAGGUGGACCUGCUGCUGGAGAAGAUCUACUCGAAUAUGGCUCAGGUUCACCUCAACAACGGGAGGUGGAAGCGAGCUAUCGAGACUGCGGACAAGGCGUUGUCUCACAACAAGAAGAACAUCAAGGCGAUGUUCCGCAAGGCGAAGGCACUGAAGGAGCAGGGAUACUUCGAGAAGGCUGAGGAAGUCCUCAAGAAAAUCCAGGAGGAAGGCGACGACGAUGAGAAGGAAGCUGCUGUUAAGGAGAUGGAAAGCGUCAAGGCGGCGGAGAAGGCUACGACGGCGAAGCACAACCAGAAGAUGAAAGGCUUCUUGAACAAGGAGAAGGUGGAUCUGACCCCUAACUAG